AAAACCCAAAAUCCCCAUUUUGCAAGUUGUCACAAAAUGAGAAAGAAAAGAAAAAAAAAAACAACCAUUUUCCUUGGAAAGACCCACCACUUGCUGCACCGGGGAAAAAGGCCAGCAACAGCAAGCAACUAGGAAAAGCAAAAGAGAAAAAAGUGGAGAGACGAGAGACGAGAGACAUGAGAAGAGGCUUUGUGGUGAAGGACACACAAACUCCCGAUUUAAUCUGAGACCGAGAGAAAGAGAGAGAGAAAGAGAGAGUGAGUCUCCUUUCUCAUUGCAAUAGAGUCAUCAAUUUCAAAUCAAAUCCAAUCCAUUUAUCAAUCCAAUCUGCAUAAAACAGGAAACUUCCCCCUUCCCCCCUCUCACACGCACAAUAACAUCGACAUCCAUCCAUCCAUCCAUUUUUAGCCUUUUACCCAACAAUUGUUUCUUUUUCUAAAUCAAACUUCAAAUCAUCAUUCAUCAACAAAAACAGAGAAAAAGGAAGGACCUUUUUCAUUGGUGAGAUUCAUAUUCAACAAACCCAAUCCAAUAGAUCAGAGAAUCAAAACCCAGUUGGAUCAACGAAAUGUCGUGUUCAUCUUCAUCAGGGUCAGAGGAUGACGAUGAGGGCAUCGACUCCUACAGGAAAGGAGGCUACCAUGCUGUCAGGGUCGGCGAUCAGUUCGCCGGCGGCCGCUACGUCGCUCAGAGGAAGCUAGGUUGGGGUCAGUUCUCCACCGUCUGGCUCGCAUACGACACCACUACCUCUACGUACGUGGCUCUUAAGAUUCAGAAAAGCGCAGCACAGUUUGCUCAAGCUGCUCUUCAUGAGAUUGAAGUUCUUUCUAAUAUUGCGGAUGGUGACCCCACAAACUCCAAGUGUGUUGUGCGACUGAUAGACCAUUUUAAGCACGCAGGCCCAAAUGGGCAGCAUCAAUGUAUGGUCCUUGAGUUUCUUGGUGAUAGCUUACUUCGGCUGAUCAAGUAUAACCGUUACAAAGGCCUUAAAUUGAAUCAAGUUAGGGAGAUCUGCAGAUGCAUAUUGAUAGGUCUGGAUUAUUUGCAUAGAGAACUUGGUAUCAUUCACACCGACCUAAAACCUGAAAACAUUCUUCUAUUUACCACCAUUGAUCCUGCCAAAGAUCCAGUCAGGUCUAGCCUCACCCCAAUUCUUGAAAGGCCUGAAGGGAACCUGAAUGGUGGAGCCACCAUGAAUCUUAUUGAGAAAAAGUUGAAAAGGAGGGCAAGGCGGGCAGUUGCUAAGAUUUCCAUGAGAAGAGAAUCUAUGGGAGGUGUUGAAGCUCCGAAGUCUGAAAGAAACAUGGAUGGGAUUGAUGUAAGGUGCAAGGUUGUUGAUUUCGGAAAUGCCUGUUGGGCUAACAAGCAACUAACAGAAGAGAUUCAAACAAGGCAGUAUAGGGCUCCUGAAGUUGUUCUGCGAUCUGGUUAUUCCUACUCAGUUGAUAUGUGGUCAUUUGCUUGCACCGCCUUCGAGCUUGCAACUGGUGACAUGUUGUUUGCUCCAAAGAUGGGACAAGGCUUUAGUGAGGAUGAGGAUCACCUUGCGUUGAUGAUGGAACUCCUUGGAAAGAUGCCUCGAAAGGUAGCAAUUGCAGGAGCUCGUUCCAAGGAUUUCUUCGACAGACACGGGGAUCUAAAAAGAAUUCGAAGGCUGAAAUUUUGGCCACUUGAUAAAAUACUGAUUGAUAGAUACAAAUUUUCUGAGACUGAUGCUCGGGAAUUUGCAGAAUUCCUUUGUCCCAUUUUUGAUUUUUCACCAGAGAAGCGGCCUACUGCUCAGCAGUGCCUGCAACACCCGUGGCUCAAUCGCAGUACUUCGAGCCAGUCUGAGAUGAAAAAUAAAUCUAAAAUGGAGAAGGUGAAUGUCGGGAUGAGCAACCUUCAGAUUAAGGUUGGCAAGUGAAGAAAGGAAUGAAGGAUGAUGCUGUCACCUACCACACUAUGUUAACGCUUCCAAACACUCCUCCACACCACAUUGUGACAAUUGAUUGUGAAUUAAUUUUGUUUGUUACUCAUCUAAUAAGAUUCUUAUUAUUUUUUUAUUAACUAUAACUAUAAGAGAUGUAAAUUAGUAAUGAUUUUUGUGAGAAAAAUUACAGUCAGAAUUCAGAUAGAGGAAUUCCACUGUCAAAAUGGAUAUGCCCUGGUGGCUUGUAAACUAGCUAAAGCCAGAACAACAAUACACAUCUAUGUUUCCCACAUUUUUAUACUCAUGAUGAUUGGUGACUUUCUUCU
This is a messenger RNA of Prunus dulcis (almond), 2238 nucleotides long. Its product is annotated as SRSF protein kinase 1. Gene Ontology annotation, biological process: regulation of mRNA processing; spliceosomal complex assembly; protein phosphorylation. Gene Ontology annotation, molecular function: protein kinase activity; ATP binding. The transcript has 4 exons. The record is from RefSeq and is a predicted model, not a curated record. Lineage: Eukaryota; Viridiplantae; Streptophyta; Magnoliopsida; Rosales; Rosaceae. Bases 569 to 1906 code for a protein of 445 amino acids.